AAUCAAAAUCUCGUCUGUUCACCGCCGGUGUGCCGUCGCCGAUAUGCUUCGUCGUAUCUUUUACAAGCGUGCACGUGGCAGUGAUGAUUUAGCUUAUUGUCAUCGUCUGUUGCACAUUCCGUAUAGCGAACCAGAGUCUGAUUCUAAGGUAAUAUCCGAAAUCGUUAGUACAGUAUCAAAGAAAGAAUCAUCAUCAUCAGUUACGGAAUCAACUCAACACUGGCGUAAGAACUGGCAAGAUUUGAGAAAGAAUAGGCUAACAGCUAGUAAUUUCUCACGUGCUAUUGGGUUUUGGCCUGACGGUAGACGAAAUCUUUGGUUUGAAAAAAUCGGGGUAUCGAAACAGUUCGGUGGGAACCGAGCUACGUUUUGGGACACUGAUAACGAGGUCGAAGCACUCGAGAGAUACAACGAGUUAACGGGGAACGAAAUCCUCAUGCCUGAGUUCUUUGUGUAUAAGAAUGGUGAAAGCCCUGAGGAAGACUGGUUAGGAGCUUCUCCUGAUGGAGUGAUUAAUGUAGUCAAAGACGGUGUUACUUCAAGCGGUGUGUUAGAAGUGAAAUGCCCGUUUUAUAAUGGGAAAGUGGUGUAUCCGUGGAAGAAGGUUCCUUGGAACUGUGUUCCUCAACUUCAAGGUUUGAUGGAGAUAGUGGAUGCUGAUUGGUUGGAUUUGUAUUGUUGGACUCCUAAAGGAAGCAGUCUCUUCAGAGUUUGGCGAGAUACCGUGUUUUGGGAGGAUAUGAGACCUGCACUGUUUGAUUUCUGGCAGAAGCAUGUUAUACCUGCAAGGGAAGUGUACAAUAACACUGAUAUAAAAGAUCCUCAGGUGAAGCUGAGAGAGUUUAUGCCGGAUCAUUGGCAUCAAGAUUGCAAGAAGAUUAUGCGUGGAUCUGAGAGAAUCAGCGAAAGCUCUAACCGUUUGUUCUAUGAAAUCGAUGGGAAGCUUGUAGAUUGAGAUUUUGGUGGAGUGGAACCUCCAAACAAAAAGCCAUGUUUCUUGCUUUCAUUUGAAUGUUAUUUGCUUCGUUCGGAAUGUGGAAAACACGAUAUGAAGCUCUUGCGAUGAGCUUUAAGUACAUGUUUCAUAUUGUAUACUCUGUUUCUUGUUGUUUCAUCAGCCUUUUGUUACGUCAUAAUAUUGGUUUGGUCACUUUUCAAGUUCUCUUAAUAGAAAAUCUAAAAUUUGCGAUU
Molecule: messenger RNA, 1191 nt
Organism: Camelina sativa (false flax)
Lineage: Eukaryota; Viridiplantae; Streptophyta; Magnoliopsida; Brassicales; Brassicaceae
Source: RefSeq, a predicted model, not a curated record